Molecule: messenger RNA, 5723 nt
Organism: Drosophila eugracilis
Lineage: Eukaryota; Metazoa; Arthropoda; Insecta; Diptera; Drosophilidae
Product: glycogenin-1-like
Exons: 6
Coding region: 2942-4555 (537 amino acids)
Cellular component (GO): cytoplasm
Molecular function (GO): glycosyltransferase activity
Source: RefSeq, a predicted model, not a curated record
CGAAAAUCAAAGCAAAAAAUAAAGCAAGAAACGAAAAAAAAAAAAUGAAAAGCAAGCAAGAGAAGAGUGUGUGUGUGUAUGCAUGGCUAAAGGCUGGAAACUGAACAACUGAAAAUCGAAAGAAAAGCCUGCCCUAAGUUAAAGCUCCUUUGGCGUUUCCUGCUAAUCAACCAACCAAUCGCCAUCCCUCCCAUUUCAUAACACUCGCUUCUGGGAGGAGUUAUGCAAAAUCGAACUAAGAAUCAAAAACAAAAUCAAAAUCAUAGCGAUAAUCGCACUACUAUACUAUAUAUAUUUAUAAAUCGAGCAUAGAGCGCCAGACGGUGUGUGGCUACGACCUUUACUGACCUUCACUAGCGUUUGCUCUGCCCGCAGCCCGCAGCCCACAGCCCACUGCCCCACACCCUCAUUACCACCCCCUGUUUCUCCGCUCUCUCUUGCCAGAGAGAAGAGUAUAGGAAAACAUUAAAAAGGAAAAAAAUAAAACCAUUGCAUUGGAACCCUCUGGCUGCCUGGCAUAUUUGUUUGUUUAUGAAAAGUUUGUGCACAAAACCGCUGAUAACGCGAAGCUCACAUAACCUUCAAGGAGAGAGCUUAAAGUUAUGCUGAGAGAUUGUUGUGAUAACAUUACAUUGAUUUUGCGCUUUGUACCUGUCGCAAUCCGGCGACCCAGUAAUCCCACGUAGCGCCAUUAGCCACGUUAUCACCUUGCCGCCUUAUCAACGAUGCCAUUUCCGCAUCUGCAGCCCAUUGAGAUUAGCAGCCCAUUAAGGGAUGCACUUCGCCUUGGCAUUUUCACACGCGUUCGCUGACGUCCGGCGAUCAUGUUUGAAGCACCUCCACCGCCGUCUUCAUCUCCACCAUCCCAUAUACUAUUCACACUCUAUAUGUACUCGUAUAGUAGGCCCCAUAGAUGUCAUUCUAUUUUUAGGUUCCGCCUAUAUCUGUAUGGGUCGGAAUUAUGGCUGGCGACAGGCGCUAACAAGUUUCUGUGCUCGAAAAUAAUAUUAUUUUUGCUUUUCUGAAAAGUUUUCCACGCCCGAGAACAUUCUUUUGUGUCGCAUCGCCCACUAGAAAUUUCGGAUACUCUCAUAUUUUCUUUUCUUUCCUUGGAAAGACCAUUAAAUCUGCACGGAUUUAUGCCCGCAUUAAUCAUCAACCUACAGCAGCUGGCUUCAAUUUGCUUUAGCCCGCAGGGAUUUCCAGCAUCUCGCGUUUCUACCACCCUCUCGGUGUCCACAUCGACAUCCACAUCCAUGCCAUAUCAGCCAUCCAUGGUGAUUCAAUUUCUAAAAUUGCUGCGUUGCCUGUACCGAUCCAAUGCAUCGCCUACCAGCAGACACAAUCUCAUUUCGCUUCACAUUGGCGGGGCUAUUUUUAGUGGCCUGCUCUUUCGGAUACAGACUCGGAAUCUACAAGAUACACACUGCCUGCUGAGGUUUCCCGCAGAACUUGUUCCGCGCCUUGCACUCGCCAAUUUGUGCGUUGGUGUCGCCGACGUUCCCCGAUUACCUCCGUUCCAUCUGUCCCUUUGGCAUAUCCCAUUAUGCAUUUCCCCCAUACAGGCCUAAAUGGUUAACUUGAACUUCGAUAUGCUGCAUUUAUGGCAUCUUCAAGUUCUUCAUAUUCUUUUUAUAGCAUUGGAUAUCUUUAAGAUCGUAAGAUCAGUCAAAAGAUUUGUAUUAACUUUAUUUUUAGUUAACAAACCAUCCUUGUGAUCAUAAAAUAUGAGGAAAAUCUUCACUUAACACACCAUUAUAAUGCCCAAAAAUAAUUUUAAUACAUCUUAGCAUUAACUUACAUUAACAACGGUGGCAAAUCUCAAAUUUCACGCAGAAAAAUAUGGUUUGAAGUUAGGCAAGUACGACUGUACUUGAUGUCUUAUGCGCUGGCUGCAAAUUAUCGCGAUGCUUUAAUGGGGACCCUGGCAAACGGGUUUUCUGGGAGGGCACGGGAUGUCUCCCUCAAGGUCUCGGCUCUCUCAUUCAUCUAAUUGGUGACCCCAUUCAUGGCGGUGUCUGGUGUUAAUCUGAUCUGGGCCUCAUCACGCUCCAACGGGCAUUUGUUCAGUCACUUGACCCAGACCCAAAAGCUCAACCCACCGACCUUUUUGCCUUGUUGCUUUGGCGGGGCGCUUUAUCAGCUUUAUUGUGCUCCGGGUAUACGCAAUGAUAAUUGAUAAAGGCGAAAAAGGGUGGCUGAAAGCAAGGCGCAAACUCUGCUCAACGAAGAAACUGCUUAAGAGAGAGCUUUCCUCUGCAAAGAGAGUGGCUCACCGUUCUCUCUUCGUGCACUGGGAGAAACUAAAGGAAUUUUCCCACAAUUAGCUGUCUCAUAAAUUGCUAAUUUAUCUAUUUUUAAGUUUAGGUGCUAAGCAUAUGUUUAAGGAAAACGUCGCGACGCAUUUUAUUUGACAAUUUCAACAGUUGUUGAAAUGUUAAAUUUAGACCGAGUGUUGUUUGUUUUAUUUUGUUUAAGUCGGCAAAUUUAUGGCGCCUUCUGAACAUUCUUUUUGAUCGUUCUACCUCAUAAGUUUUAUUGUUUUGUGAAAUAUUUUGUCAUUUUUGCACACAUCCGGUAAGUCCGAAGUUAUUAAGAUCCAUUCUAGUUUCGCCGAAAGUAAAUGAUUUCAUUUUUAUUUUAGGCUCAACGAAUCAUUUCACAAGCACACACACACACGCGAAAAUAGAAAAGAAAGCAUGUGUGUAUCUUUCACCCGCACACUCCAACACACAACACAGACACACUUUCUCUCCACACACACACACACACAUUAAAGACCCAGCGGAGGAUGAAGAUCGUCCUGAUCCCAAUCCAAAUCAAGAGCAAGAUCAAGUUUGGCCUAGCGAAUGCAUUUGAAUGCCGCUGAUUAGCUCGCUGUGCAGCAGUUAUCAUCAGUAUGCGUAUCCGCAUCCGUAUCAGUGUCCACAUCCGUAUCUGAAUGCGAGAAGAGUUCGCUUGGGUGACGCUGACGACAAAUGACACGUACUCACUGGGUGCCUUGGUCCUGGCCCACUCUCUGAAAAGGGUCAAGACCGCCCACCAGCUGGCCAUCCUGGUCACGCCCACUGUUUCUCAGUCGAUGCGCGACAGACUGAAGGAGGUGUACAAUGUGGUGCAGGAGGUCAAUGUGUUGGACUCACAGGAUGCCGCCAACCUGGCCCUGCUCUCCCGCCCCGAACUGGGCGUGACCUUCACAAAGCUCCACUGCUGGCGUCUCGUCCAGUUCGAGAAGUGCGUCUUCCUGGAUGCGGAUACACUGGUCCUGCAAAACUGCGAUGAGCUGUUCGAGCGCGAGGAACUGUCGGCUGCUCCAGAUGUAAGCUGGCCAGACUGCUUCAACUCCGGCGUGUUUGUCUUCAAACCCAGCGUGGAUACCUUUGGCCAGAUCACAGAGUUCGCCGUGAAGAACGGCAGCUUCGAUGGUGGUGACCAGGGCCUGCUGAACCAGUUCUUCUCGAACUGGGCGACGGCGGACAUCAAGAAGCAUUUGCCAUUUGUUUACAAUGUUACGGCCUAUGCCUCAUACUGCUAUCUGCCCGCCUUCAAACAGUUCAGAGAUAAGAUUAAGAUUUUGCAUUUCGCCGGCAAGCUGAAGCCCUGGCUGAUUCAGUUCAACUCGGAGACAAAGGUGGCCAGCGUUUCGUCAGACUAUGCCCAUGCCCAGGAUCUGAUCCAGCUGUGGUGGAACAUCUUCUGCGAGAAUGUGAUCCAGUCCCUGUCCACCGAAAUGUGCCUUUGCCUAAACCUAAUGCACUCGCAAAGCGAAUCCGCGGCGGAUGAGCAGCAUCAGCGGCAGCAGCAUGAGUUCUACCAGCAGCAGCAGCUGCACCACCAACUGUUGCAUGUGCGCCAGUUCCGCGAUCCUUGGGCAGAUUACUAUGAGAAUCUGGAGAAGGAGCAGCAGGAGCAACAGCAGCAACAGCAGCAGCAGCAGCAGCAUCACAAUCCCAGCCAGAAUCACAGCCAGGACAAUGGGAAUGCGGAUGCGACUGCGAUUGCGAAUGAGAAUGCGAAUGCGAAUGCAAAUGAAUAUGCCACUGAGUGGCAUCAUGACGAUGCAUGCCACCCACCUCCGCCAACGACACCACCUCCCCAAAACCAAUCCCACAAUGCCAAUGCCACUGCCAAUGCUGAAGACUUUCUUUCCGUAGAUGUGAAUAGCAACGAGCUAAACAUUUCACAACCACCUGAACACGCCUUCUCAAACACUGCCACGCCCCCAGCCACGCCCACGCCCUCGCCCACGCCCACGCCACAUCAUUCCGUGCAUAGUCAGACAGUAGAAAAUGCGACAAACCACCAACAAGAACAUGAAGUUGCAGCCACAACGCCGCCUGAGGCGGGCCUGGCUGGUGCUCUGUCACAGCUCCGCAUCGGCCAGCAGCGCACUCCCGAGCAGGAGGCCUACGAGAACCAGAUGCGCCGCCAAUGCUGGGAGUCCGGACAGAUCGACUACUCCGGAGCCGAUUCCUUUGAGAACAUCUGGAAGAAGAUCUCGCAGACGCUGGACAAGAAGAGCGAGAAGGAGACCGAAGAAACUGGUAGCUCAUAGAUACAAAAAACCGAAACAAAACAAACAAAUGCAAAUCGUUCGUUAUUCGUCGUUUUGUUGCCAUUUUUUCUUGUACACGCACACACUCAACCAAACCCCCCAGCCCCUAUAAAACCGCACACACACACUCACAGAUCAGACCCACACAAUCGUAAAUCCCCGUUUUGGGAGGCAGGCGAACUGUUGCCAAUGUCAGGGAGCCCACGGUCUAAUUGAAAUUUAAGGUUCAGCCAAAAAUGUUGUCGAAACGAAUUCUUCAGAGUGUCAUAAAUGCAAUUUUUAUUUGCCCCCCGCACACAUCUUGUGAAGAAGAAAAAGGGAGAGGGAGAGAGAGAAACAGAGCAAGAGGAAAAGCACGGAAAUUUUAAUUAAGUUUUCAAAUUAAACUUUUUGCACUGCUGCUGCUGCUGCUGCUCUCGACAUACAUGAUGUGAUGCGAUGCGAUGUGUGCGUGUGUGGGCGACACACUUGGCACAGUUGCCCCAAUCUCUUGCCCCAAUGCCCCUUCAUCCUUCUUUCUCCUCCCCGCCCAAAAAAAAAAAAAAACACUUGGCCCAGCCACAAACUUUUACACUUCAUUGUAUUUUAAUUGAAAAUUUUGUACUUUCACCCUCUCGUGUGUUUACCGAUUUAUAGCGAUGACUUUUUAGCUCAUCUGCAUCGAAAUUCAUUGUGGCGUAAAGUCCAUUCCUCACUUCUACCCUCCUACCCUGCCCAUCUCCCCCUCGUUUUCCCCCACAUAUGUACAUAUGUUUUCCUAUGAAUAAAAACCAAACAAUGAGUGUAAACAAUAACUCUAGAAAAGAUAAACGAAAACCAUUUAAAAUAAAGUAAAAAUCAAAACUGAAAUUGUAGCCAACAUGUUGUGGCUAUUGUGUAGUUGUAUCUGUCUGUGUGUGAUUGUGUGUGCCUAUACGAGUGUGAGUGAACGGCCCCUCCCCCAUUUAACGCCCACUCUUCGGAUCGAAUUCGAGCUGAGCGUUAAGUGUUUGUUUCAAGUGUCUUGGCAGCCGAACUUUUCUAUCUAUAUACGUAUACUCGUAAACCAUUUAUGUUAUAAUUUACUUUUUGCAAAUAUUGUCGUAAUAUUUAUUCGAGAACAACAAGAACAACAAAGAAACCCCAACAACACAAACAAACUUUCAGUUUAAGAAACUCUGUUUUUAAA